Rhizoctonia solani is the source of this 3480-nucleotide messenger RNA. Its product is annotated as CHAT domain protein. Gene Ontology annotation, molecular function: protein binding. The transcript is spliced from 5 exons. Bases 1 to 3480 code for a protein of 1159 amino acids. The record is from RefSeq and is a predicted model, not a curated record. Lineage: Eukaryota; Fungi; Basidiomycota; Agaricomycetes; Cantharellales; Ceratobasidiaceae.
AUGUCAUUGGUGGCGGACUAUGCUAUUCCCGAAGCUACGAAUAGACCAACGGUGCCUGAACCCGGUGACAAGGCCACUUGCAAAGAUCUCCUAACUACAGAUUCUAUACUUGAUCAUCAAUCAACAAAGGCAAUUGACCAUCCACAAAACGGUGGCGCUGGUUCCAAAGAAGUCGACUCCAAAGGCGCAGCUUCUACUCUCAACAAUCUUAAUACAGCCAAUGAGUGCAAAGACGUGGGGCUACCAGUUAUACCAGUAGGGGAAAAUGAUGAGAGCCCGCAACCCAAUGAGAACUCAAAGGAAGAAGCGUUUCUGAAGACUAUGCUCAACUAUUUCUCUCAUGAUGCAAACAUGAAUAUUCAGCUUCUGAGCCAACUACUGUUGCUUAUACCAGAUAACCGCCCGGACAAACCGUCCCAGCUUAAUAACCUUGCAAUAGCCUAUCAGGAUCGGUUCUCACGCUCUGGCGAAAUCAAAGACAUCGAAGCAUCGAUUGGUUGUCUGAACAAUGUUCUCAAACUUCUCCCUCACGGUCACCUGGGAUAUCCAACGAGUGCAAAUAACCUUGAGAAGCCUUCUUGGUUAAAUAAUAUUGGUAACACAUACCAACGGCGGUUUGAACGACUAGACGGCCUAGAGGAUUUGAAAAAGGCAAUCGAUUCCAAAUCUCAAGCCGUAGAACUUACUCCGGACGAUCACCCCCGCAAGCCAACUUUCCUUUGUAACUUGGGGAGCAUCUUGAAAAGUAGAUUUGAACGCUUGGGUAACAUAGCGGACAUCGAUCGAGCGAUUGAAUACCAAACUCAGGCUGUUAACCUCACACCAGACAGCAACGAGGACAAAGCACUCUUCUUGAAUAACUUGGGGAUUUCCUUUCAGCGCCGCUCUGAGCAUCUAGGAAAGGCUGAAGAUCUAGAGAAUGCGAUUGCAUGCCAGGUCAAGGUAAUCUCACUGACCUCUGAGGACCAUGCAGAUAGAUUAGUAUGGCUGAGUAAUCUUGGAAUUUUAUAUCAACUUCGAUAUACGGCCAUAGGCAACGUUGAAGACUUGUCACGCGGAAUCAAUCACCAGAUCGAGGCUCUAUCACUUUGCCCUGAUAAUCAUUAUAGACGACCGUCAAUCGACUUGAACCUCGGAAACUCGUUGUAUCGUCGAUUCACACGGUUUGGUGCGAUCGCUGAUAUUGACAAGGCAAUCGAGCACCUGAAUCUAGCGGUAUCAACACUCCCUCGAGGACACUCCGAUCUGCCGAUCUGGAUAAACAACCUUGGAGGCUUUUAUACUAGUCGAUUUACGUUAUUCGGAGAGAGCUCAGAUCUCAGGAGAGCGAGAGACUGCUCUAUUCAUGCUCUAUCAUUGAUCCCAGACGAUCAUCCGCAGAAACCCCAAGUAUUGAGACAUCUGGCGCACACAUACCAAGCCGAAGAAAAUCCGUUAUUAAUUGACUUAGCAAUUGGAUGCCUUACAAGAGCAAUUUCCCUGAUUCCCGAUAGCCACAUAUCUCGGCCCAGUUACAUCCAGCAUUUGGGAAGUGCACACUACGCGCGCUACAAAACCUCUGAAGAGGUCAAUGACCUCGACGAGGCAAUCCGACACCAAGCUUCUUCUCUUGGGCUUGUGUCGGAUACAUUUGCCGAUAAAGCAUGGUGGUUCAUCAACCUUGGCAGAUCAUAUCAUUGCAGAUUCGAUAUCAGCGGCAACCUUGACGACCUAAAUAACUCAAUAGCGCAAUACAACGCGGUCAUUUUGAGUACUCCAGAUGAUAACUCUUAUCGUUCAGAGUCAUAUUAUUACCUUGCGUGCGCUUAUGAAGCUCGUUCAAUCAAGUGCAAUAACCAAGACGAUCUCACCGCUUCCAUCGAGCUCUAUCAGCAAGCAGCAUACCCGGCUACUCAAGGGUGGGCCUCGUAUAUCACUUUCUUAGCUGCUCGUAAAUGGGCCAAACUAUCAUCGUUACACAAGCUCCCCAUCGCACAGGUCGCAUAUGGGCGGGCUAUGGGGCUGAUACCUCAACUUCUCUGGGUUGGAACCACUAUUACACAGCGUUAUGGGUACCUCAGGACGAUGGGGGACUUGGCUUUAGAAGCGGUGUCUCAUGCUAUAUCACUGAGAUCAUUCGAUUUGGCACUUGAGUGGCUUGAGCAAGGGCGGUCGAUUGUCUGGAAUCAAAUACUUCAACUUCGAACCCCUUUUAAUACAUUGAAAUCUCUUGAUGCGGAGCUUGCCAAUGAGCUUCAGAUUAUUGGUAAUUACCUUGAAAGUGCAGGUUCUAGAAGUACCAUUCUCGUAUCUUCCGUAGGAGAAAUGCUUGAUUAUAAGCAAGACGCACAUCGCCAUCGUGAACUCGCGUCCAAAUGGGAUCAACUCAUAACCCGAACUCGUAGCAUUCCCGGGUUUGAAGACUUUCUGCGUCCCAAGUCCAAAGCAAUGCUAAUGGAUGCGGCCAAAAGUGGGCCGGUCGUCAUCAUCAACGUUGGCGAAACCCAAGGGGACGCACUUUUUCUUAGUCCGAACAGUAGUGAAAUCAGGCAUUUACCGCUAGCAGGGAUAUCUCGGUCAAAGGCGGUGUCCCUCCGCUCACAAUUCUAUCCGUUACUUCAAGAUUAUGCUCUACUAUCCCGAGGAGCCCGAGGAAUCAAACGCGCGGCGGAGGUUGUCGGACCUAUAUUGAACUUUCUUGGAGUCAAAGAAAUAAUUCCGGAUAGGGAACUACCACACAUAACAUGGUGCACGACUGGUGAACUUGCCGGCUUUCCGCUUCAUGCCGCCGGCUUAUACGACGGCACCCAUCCUGACGCCUUCGACUUAGUAGUCUCAUCGUACACUCCAACAAUCAGCGCACUUUUGACAUCAUCCACCGAUUCAUCAAGGGUCACAUCAGGAAUCCUAGGUGUCGGCCAAGAGAAUACUCCUGGAUUCUCUCGCAUAUCUAAUACAAUUGUUGAGCUGGCUAACAUCAGGGAGAAGUCUCAGGGUGUUUCGAUACCAUAUCUAGAGCUCAAAGACGAUAAAGCGACUAUCGAUGCUGUUCUUUCUGGGAUGGAACAAUGUGAUUGGGUGCACUUUGCUUGUCAUGCCAGCCAGAAAGUGGAUGACCCAACGAAUAGCGCAUUCCAUCUAUAUGAUGGUAGCUUGAAGCUUUUCGAAAUUACCCAGAGGGCAUUCAAAAACAAAGGGCUGGCAUUUUUAUCAGCAUGUCAGACGGCGACUGGUGCAGCUGAUCUACCAGAUGAAGCAGUUCACUUGGCCGCAGGGCUACUCAUCGCAGGUUACUCAGGUGUCAUCGCAACCCUGUGGUCGGUUUACGACGAAGAUGCCCCAGAAGUAUCUCGGGAUGUGUACACCAGUCUACUCACUAGGGGUGUAUUGGACCAUUUACAGGCAAGCAGAGCACUACACGGCGCGGUGCUAAAGCUACGCGCGAAGGUUGGGUGCAAGAAUUUUGAGAGAUGGGCGUCCUUUGUACAUUUCGGUGUAUGA